This is a messenger RNA of Schistocerca gregaria, 3159 nucleotides long. RefSeq names its product threonylcarbamoyl-AMP synthase-like. Gene Ontology annotation, cellular component: cytoplasm. The record is from RefSeq and is a predicted model, not a curated record. NCBI's taxonomy places the organism in Eukaryota, Metazoa, Arthropoda, Insecta, Orthoptera, Acrididae. Bases 1177 to 2010 code for a protein of 277 amino acids. Gene Ontology annotation, biological process: regulation of translational fidelity. The transcript has a single exon. Gene Ontology annotation, molecular function: nucleotidyltransferase activity; tRNA binding; double-stranded RNA binding.
CUGUUCGACUACUCUCUGACUUAGUGCUACGAAGUUUUCUAGCGUACUUUCUGAUCAAAACUGCAAUUCUGUGAAGAAGCUAACGCUUCAGUAAAGUUAUCCUUGAUUUACAAUGUGGGAAGUAGGCUUAUGUGUUACAAUCAAUAACAUCUGUCUUCCGUUCUUGAGCUUAUUCCUCCUAAAUGUAGCAAGAGUCGGGCAGCAAUUCCCUGCAAGAACGGUCACUACUCUUGACCUAAGGUAAAAUCCGGUUCCAACACAACAGUGUUCUUGCUGGUACGGUUUUUGAACAGUGAUUGGUUCUGCAAAAUGGUUAAAAGAUUGCCUGAACAGAUUAGUAGUUAUUUAUAUUUCCAGCAGCAUGAUUUCUCAGAAACCUAAACAUGAACAAAAACAAGUCAGAACUGUUGAGAUAAGAGCUUCACUUUCCGAUGUACCAUCAUGAUAUUAUGAGUAGAAACCAUCAUUUCAGAUAAAAACAAGAAAUAGUACUUUUACAACUGCAACAUUUGUGGUAAGAGCACCUCCAGUUGCCAGGCACCUACGCUUUACUUAUAACUUAACGCGAGGUGUUAUGCCAUCUCGCUCACGUGACGCAACGUUUUUGUAGAAUUAGAAACACAGCUCAAAACAUACAUACAUAUCAAGCGAUCACAGGCCCCGCUGAUAACUCUUUUAUUAGCGUGAUUGACGCCCACAGAUGCUUUCUAUGGUGAAUCUAUUUUUGUAUCCUGUAUUUGUGACAGGAUGAGAGGGGGUUCCGUUUUCUCUUCGUCAACGUGAGUUCUUGAGCUAAAAUCCGUACAGCUACUUAAACCACCCACACCAAUACUUCAGUUGACGCCAUCUGGAAAACCAGUAAUAGUACAAAUUUCUACAGGGCGUAUGGAAACUCCUAGUAGCCUCUGUAGGCGAUGUUUUAUAAUGAUGCAUGUGCAAGUUUUCGUUGUCCGUCGAAGCAGCAGCUAACUACAUAGCAUCCAGUGAUCAUUGAUUGCGUCAUAUGAUCAUAUAUAUGAGCAUCUUUGCCAGUGUGUACAUGUACAUCGCGUUUGUUUGUGGAACGAGGGGUACCAUGUGAUACGUUUGGUUACGUUGAUCGUGUGAUAGUGACACUUGCACAUUUGUGGAUGUGUUUACGUGGAAGACACACGAAUUAUGUGUGUACAUCGAUAAAUGUCCAUGCCUAAAGCAAUGAUUAGGAUAACUGUUUUUGGAACGACAAUUUGUCUCCGGCACUGUAACAGCAAAAUCCAUUACGAAACGGUGGAGUUACUUCGUAAAAUGGCUCUGCAAUCCAUUAACCGUGAUUAUAAAGCUCUUGGCAGUGUUCGUAAGUCUUUUGUGGACAAUGGCCUUUAUAAUAGAGUGACGAUAAACCAUAAAAAAUUGGAAGCCUAUGCUGAGCAAGCAGUCCGUUUAUUAAUGCAAGACUGUGUGAUAGCGGUACCUACUGACACAGUUUACGGUCUAGCAGGUGCUGUUCAGAGUGAAGAUGCUGUUGAAAAACUGUACAAAAUAAAAGGUCGGGAUGCAGCGAAACCAAUUGCGAUCUGUGUUAGUUCUAUCAGCGAAAUGGAAAAGUGGGCAGACACAAGCAUUCUUCCUCCUGCCCUCUUACAGUGUAUUCUUCCAGGACCUUUUACAAUCGUCCUCAAAAGAUCAAAAACUUUAAAUGCUAAAUUUAAUCCUGGAAUCCCGAACGUCGGUAUACGCAUUCCACAAGACAGAUUUAUAGUUGAAGUUGUUAAAAAGUUCGGAGAACCUAUUGCUCUUACUAGUGCAAAUAGCAGUGGAGAACAGAGUGCAAUUGAAGUAGAAGAAUUCUCUCACUUGUGGCAAUAUAUAGAUGCAGUUUUUGAUGCCGGCAAAAUUCCACAAGAAAUCCGCACUGGCUCUACAGUUGUAGAUUUAAGUGAACACGGUAGUUUUAAAAUAAUCAGAGCAGGUGUAUCUUGUGAUGCCCUGAGGCAUAAGCUAUUUCAGUUUAAAUUAUUGGAACGUAAUUAAAACUUUUAGCUGCUGAGAGAAGCUGCUUGCAAGUGCAUUGCAGAAGUAUUUAUUGUACAAUGUGCAAAAAUGGGAACUAUUGGAUAUUUCUGCCGUUGUGGUGACUUAUUUAAGAAACCAAGUGGCAUACUUCAAUAAUUGUGAUUCUUCAAUUUUUGUAAUGUCGAAGUGUACGAAUUAGCUUACUACCUUUUUGAUGAUAGUGUUAUCUACAAGUUAUUGGAUGUUGUAUCAUGAAGUACUGCAGUUAUUUUUCUCCAACUGUUAAAAUAUCUAGUGCAUUUAAAAUGAAAUGGCGUGAAUAACAUAUCGGUUUCAGUUUAUUUCCAGGUUUUUUACACUCCAUAAUGACUUGGCAUUUGCGAAUUUAGGAGACGAUGUAAUUAGUUCCAUAAGAAAUAUACCUGUGAUACAGUUUAUAUAAAUGUGUAUACCCAUUUUUCUUUGAUUUCAUUCAUAUGCAUGUAAUAUUUGAGACUGUAAUCUGAAAGUUACUGCCUGCAUUUCCAUUUUUGUAUUUAUAGUGGCUUAAAUACCAGUCACCCAUCAAUUCCGUCAAUAGGUGGGACUGGCACAUAUUGCUUAACAUUGGUUAUGGAGCGUUCCAUGAUGAUUCAAUCUAACGUAAAAGUAUUUCCUCAUCCCUUAUUUGGUUCCCUUACAAAGAAAGGAAAACACAAAAUUUUAGAAUUUUUUCUCUCAAUUUUUAUCUUCAGGCAUUUCAGAAUGUAGAAGUUCUGGACUGGCACAAAAUGAGACUUGCUGUCACUCUGAAAAUAAAUAACAUUUUUUUCAUCAUCAUUCAGUCUAUGUGAAAUUUGGUUGUUAUAUGCUCUAAAUGAUAAGGAUUGUAAACAAAAUUACCUUAUACCUCUAAGUAAACUCAUGAGGGCCAUAAAAAAAUAUAGGCCUACUAUCUAUUCUUGUGUACCGAUUUGUAAACAAACAUGGCUUAGGUUGCAAUUUGUGUCACCUGAAUGGAAGGGGAUUAACCCCAUAAUUCUCUUUCCAAAAUAUUCCCCAAGGCAUGGGCUACCAAUGGAAAAACUGAAUAUUUAUAUGAGGUUCAGCUGUUACGUAUUUACUCCAAUGAAAGUCAAUUUCCUUGUGGCUGUGGUGGUUUCCUACCCCCCCCCCCCCCCCCUUCUU